AUGCCAUAUCCAGGCAGUACUCGCGUCCCCUGUUCCGAUUCCGAGGACUCAGGGAUGGCAGUUGGGGAGAUUUUGAGAGGAGGGAAGAAAUUUUUUGGCAAACAAAUCGUACUUUUGGGAGAUACAAUCACAGAAGACGAAAGAGUCGAGAUAUGCGCAAAUGAACUCGGCAUCAAAGUUCGAUUCGACCAAGUUUCUCCCGAACAACAUGCAAAGCGACUUUCGAGCUAUGGGCUCCCCGCGGAUAUCGUCGUAGCUCGUACAGAGCUUAUCGAGGCUUUGAAAUACGAGGAGGAGUUGAUGAAGAGCGAGAACUAUGUUCAGACUGAAGAAUAUAUCCCACGUGAUUACAAAUCUACCACUUGGUCCGAAUAUGUCAAGAAAGAAAUCUGGUCGCCUCUGCUUGGAGCACGAAUUAAACACCUAAUCCAAAUUCCACUCAUUGAUAUUAAACUUACUACCGUACUUGCAUAUACGUACAACCCUGCAUCCACAUCUACAAUCCCAACCACAAAAAUCCACAUCCUUACUCAGAGGAGGGAUGGAGAUGAUGAAGAUGAAUAUGAAAUGGGCUUUAAGAUUAAUAUGGGUAUACUGAAUGAAUAUGAAGAAGGUUAUAUAGAGGGUAGUAGGGUACUGGUAAAGAGUAAAGAGUAG
This is a messenger RNA of Sclerotinia borealis F-4128, 657 nucleotides long. NCBI's taxonomy places the organism in Eukaryota, Fungi, Ascomycota, Leotiomycetes, Helotiales, Sclerotiniaceae. The record is from the annotation of a GenBank genome assembly.